This is a messenger RNA of Nerophis ophidion (straightnose pipefish), 904 nucleotides long. Its product is annotated as glucosamine-6-phosphate isomerase 2-like. Gene Ontology annotation, biological process: carbohydrate metabolic process; N-acetylneuraminate catabolic process; N-acetylglucosamine catabolic process. The transcript is spliced from 4 exons. The record is from RefSeq and is a predicted model, not a curated record. Lineage: Eukaryota; Metazoa; Chordata; Actinopteri; Syngnathiformes; Syngnathidae. Gene Ontology annotation, molecular function: identical protein binding; glucosamine-6-phosphate deaminase activity. The annotation marks the transcript as partial. Gene Ontology annotation, cellular component: cytoplasm.
CUGUGUAACGGCGGGCGCUCUCCUCCUCCAGGUCUCCCCCGUGCCCACCCCGAGAGCUACCACUCCUACAUGUGGAACAACUUCUUCAAGCACGUCGACAUCCAGCCCGCCAACGCUCACAUCCUGGAUGGCAACGCAGACGACCUGCAGGCAGAGUGUCAGGCCUUCGAGAAGAAGAUUGCAGAAGCUGGAGGGAUCCACUUGUUUGUUGGGGGCAUUGGACCCGAUGGCCACAUUGCAUUCAACGAGCCAGGAUCCAGCCUCGUCUCCAGAACCAGAGUGAAGACCCUGGCCAAGGACACCAUCGUGGCCAACGCUCGCUUCUUUGGCAACGACCUCGCCAAGGUCCCCACCAUGGCUCUCACUGUUGGAGUCGGGACGGUCAUGGAUGCCAAGGAGGUCCUGAUUCUCAUCACCGGCGCACACAAAGCCUUUGCUCUCUACAAGGCCAUUGAGGAAGGUGUCAACCACAUGUGGACAGUCUCCGCCUUCCAGCAGCAUCCGCACACCAUAUUUGUUUGUGAUGAAGAUGCAACACUGGAGCUACGGGUGAAAACUGUCAAAUACUUCAAAGGUCUGAUGCAUGUCCACAACAAACUGGUGGAACCGCUGCUCAGCAUAAAGGAGCAGUAAGACUUCAAUGUUGUUACACGCCUCCUCAACAACCACAUGUUUACCAGGUAACCUUUGAAAGGACGGUCACAUGUUCUGUGUCAAGACCCACAGGGGCCCGGAGCAUACCCAUACCCUACCUGACUCAUGGGCAGAUGUUACAGUACUUAGUGGACCUUGCAUGCAGUUACAAUUGCAAGGCACUAGAUGGCAGUUGGGACAAGAGCAGCGUGUUAAAGAGCCGCACUUGGCGGGUGUCAAAGUUGUCCGUAAUAAAGCCAACACAACUGAA